This is a messenger RNA of Hibiscus syriacus, 2589 nucleotides long. RefSeq names its product NADPH--cytochrome P450 reductase-like. Bases 172 to 2253 code for a protein of 693 amino acids. NCBI's taxonomy places the organism in Eukaryota, Viridiplantae, Streptophyta, Magnoliopsida, Malvales, Malvaceae. Gene Ontology annotation, cellular component: cytosol. The transcript has 18 exons. The record is from RefSeq and is a predicted model, not a curated record. Gene Ontology annotation, molecular function: flavin adenine dinucleotide binding; NADPH-hemoprotein reductase activity; FMN binding.
UUUUCUUGUCAAGCUCAGCUCUCUCUAUCUCUCUCUGGGCCCCUCUCCCAAAACAAAAACUUUCAACUCCACCAUCUGCAAGUAUCACAAAUCUCGCCCCGAAUCUUCCAAAUUUUUUCAAUAAAGAAAAAUUAAUUACUUCAUAAUUUUUGAAAAUUUUGGGGGUUAAAGAUGAGUUCGAGCUCGGAUUUGGUGGGUUUUGUUGAAUCUGUAUUGGGAGUGUCGUUAGGCGGUACGGUAACGGAUUCCAUGAUAGUGAUCGCUACGACGUCGUUGGCGGUGAUUCUGGGGCUUUUGGUGUUCUUCUGGAAAAAAUCAGCUUCUGAACGCAGCCGUGAUGUGAAACCGUUGGUAGCUUCUAAGCCUGUUUCACUUAAAGAUGAUGAAGAUGAUGACGCCUUAAUUGCUGCCGGUAAAACUAAAGUUACCAUUUUCUACGGCACCCAGACGGGGACAGCUGAGGGAUUUGCUAAGGCUUUAGCAGAAGAGAUCAAGGCAAGAUAUGAGAAGGCAGCUGUAAAAGUUGUUGACCUGGAUGAUUAUGCUGUGGAUGAUGAACAAUAUGAAGAGAAACUCAAAAAGGAAACUUUAGCCUUUUUCAUGGUUGCCACUUAUGGUGAUGGGGAACCAACUGAUAACGCUGCUAGAUUUUACAAAUGGUUUACUGAGGGAAAUGAAAGGCAGCCUUGGCUUCAGCAACUCACGUAUGGUGUCUUUGGUCUGGGUAACCGUCAAUAUGAACAUUUUAAUAAGAUCGCAAAGGUGCUUGAUGAGCAACUUUCUGAACAAGGUGCUAAACGUCUUAUAAAUGUUGGUCUUGGUGAUGAUGAUCAAUGUAUUGAAGAUGAUUUUACUGCAUGGAGAGAAUUGCUUUGGCCAGAGUUAGAUCAAUUGCUUAGAGAUGAAGAUGAUGAAAAUACUGCCUCUACCCCAUAUACAGCUGCUAUCCCUGAAUAUAGAGUAGUGAUUCAUGAUCCUGCUAUGAUGCACAUCGAGGAUGAUUACUCAAAUAAGGCAAAUGGGAAUGCUUCAUAUGACAUCCACCAUCCAUGCAGGGUUAAUGUUGUUGUUCAGAAAGAGCUGCACAAGCCUGAAUCUGAUCGCUCCUGUAUACAUUUGGAGUUUGACAUAUCAGGGACUGGGAUCACAUAUGAAACUGGAGAUCAUGUUGGUGUUUAUGCUGAUAAUUGCAUUGACACUGUUGAGGAAGCUGCGAGAUUGUUGGGUAAACCUCUGGAUUUGAUAUUUUCUAUACACACUGACAAUGAGGAUGGUACACCCCUUGGAAGCUCAUUGCCACCACCUUUUGCCAAUCCAUGUACACUUCGAACGGCAUUGGCACGAUAUGCAGAUCUCUUAAACCCACCACGGAAGGCUGCUUUGAUUGCCUUGGCUGCUCAUGCCACUGAACCCAGUGAAGCUGAAAGGCUUAAGUUCUUAUCAUCACCGCAGGGAAAGGAUGAGUACUCACAAUGGAUUGUCGGCAGUCAGAGAAGUCUUCUUGAAGUUAUGGCUGACUUCCCAUCAGCAAAACCUCCUCUUGGUGUAUUUUUUGCUGCAAUAGCUCCUCAUUUACAGCCUCGUUAUUAUUCUAUCUCAUCCUCCCCUAGGUUUGUACCCCACAGGGUUCAUGUAACUUGCGCUUUAGUUUAUGGUCCGACUCCAACUGGAAGAAUUCACCGGGGCGUGUGUUCAACAUGGAUGAAGAAUGCAGUUCCGCCGGAGAAAAGCAAUGAUUGUAGCCGGGCUCCUAUUUUUAUAAGGCAAUCUAAUUUUAAGCUACCAGCAGAUCCUUCAAUUCCAAUUAUCAUGGUUGGACCUGGGACUGGAUUGGCACCUUUUAGAGGAUUUCUACAGGAAAUAAUGGUCCUUAAAGAAGAUGGUGCAGAACUUGGUCCAUCUAUACUCUUUUUUGGAUGUAGGAAUAGGCGAAUGGAUUUCAUUUACGAGGAUGAGCUCAAUAACUUUGUUGAACGAGGUGCCCUGUCUGAGCUUAUUGUUGCAUUCUCGAGAGAAGGGCCACAAAAGGAAUAUGUUCAACAUAAAAUGAUGGGUAAAGCAGCACAUAUAUGGAACCUAAUAUCUAAGGGUGGAUAUCUUUAUGUAUGUGGUGACGCCAAGGGCAUGGCAAGAGAUGUUCAUCGCACUUUGCACACAAUUAUUCAGGAGCAGGAAAGCGUGGAUUCAUCAAAGGCAGAGUCUAUGGUAAAGAAACUCCAGAUGGAAGGACGAUAUCUUAGAGACGUUUGGUGAUGGCUGCUCAUUUUCAUUUUAUCCAUAGACCAAGAUGGUGAUGAAUUUAUUUCAUCGAGAUUUCUUUCACCAGUUCCUGCGAGUAAAAACAGCCAAUUUGACAGUGAUAGCAGAAAGCUAAACUGUUUUUCAUAUUGUAAGAAGAGGCUUCAAUUGCAAGAUGUUAAUCUACCUUGUUUUUUAUUUUAAACUUAAUUAAUACUCUUAAAUAGAAGGCUCAUUUAUUUUUGGACUUGCUCUUUCAUUUAAAGUUGCUAUAGGGGAACAGUGGGCAGCUAGUUACAGAGGAUGUGAACAAAGUAGUCAAAGCUGUUUGUAGGUUAUUUUUUCGAUUUA